Cylindrotheca closterium is the source of this 648-nucleotide messenger RNA. Lineage: Eukaryota; Bacillariophyta; Bacillariophyceae; Bacillariales; Bacillariaceae. The record is from the annotation of a GenBank genome assembly.
AUGGGCGUAGUUGUAAUCAUUCCAGAAUCUCUGAUAAAGACCAUACUCCUCGAGGAUGGAGAAGAUAUCAUGACGGACGACGGUGAUGGUUCUGAAACGAAUAUGAAUAUUCAUCAUAACCCAGCACUGACGACCCGACGGGCGGAAACUUCCAGUGUUACAGACUCGGUAGAGCUCCUCAUUGAACGGCGUCCGCUCUUGUUCAAUCCUCCUCAUCCUGAUGACACUGUGGAUGGAAAGAACUAUGAUGAGUACGACUUUGAAGAGGGGGGUUCUGAUUACGAUGAGAACGAUGACGAUGAUUAUUUUGAUGACUAUUCCGACACGGAGUAUAACAUGCCACUGAAUGAUAGCUUCGAGCAAGAACAGGAGGGCAGAACCACCACUGCAUCCAGAACGACAGACCCCAGCAUAAUACGAAGACAGUCAUCAUCGAUUGCUUCAUCGGAACUAUUGCUGGAUGCAGAAGGGAGAUUUCAUGAUGGCGAGACCCCAAGUCGUGGUAUUGACUUUGGAGACGACUAUCCAUUGGACGAUGACGACCAAGAUUCCAUCGAAUUUCCUUCGUUCCGAAAUUCUCAGCCAGUUCCUCGGACCGUAAUUCUCCCAGGAGGUACUACCGGCACUCGGAUAGGAACUACAAUGUAG